AUGCCUGGCACCAUUUUGAAGCGAAAAGUCGGCGAGGCGACCUUCUCCGCCAUUGGCUAUGGCGCGAUGGGAUUAGCUGUAGGCUAUGGGCACCCCCUGCCCCUCGAGGAGGCUCUUAAGGUUCUCGAUGGCGUGUACGCGAGUGGGAUAACACACUGGGAUACUGCGGAUGCUUAUGGAGACAACGAAUACGUUAUCGGACAGUGGUUCAAGCAUACGGGAAAGCGAAAUGAGAUCUUCCUAGCUACCAAGUUCGGCUUGGGUCACUACUGGGAGGGCGACGAGACUCGUACCAUCAACGGCGACCCUGACUACGUCCCGAAGGCAGUCCAGAGGUCCUUGGAACAGCUCGGCGUGGAAUACGUCGAUCUGUUGUACUUGCACAGGGCCGAUGCUAGCGUACCAAUCGAACUGUCUGUCAAGGCGAUGGCAGAGCAGGUGAAAGCAGGCAAGGCGAAAUACCUCGGUCUCUCCGAGGUCAGCGCGGACACUCUCCGUCGUGCGCACGCCGUACACCCUAUUGCGGCCGUCCAAGUCGAGUACUCGCCCUUCACGACCGAUAUCGAGGAUGAGAAGAUCGGUCUUUUGAAGGCUGCCCGCGAGCUCGGGGUCAAGAUCGUGGCCUACGGAGCCCUCGGACGCGGACUUCUCACUGGCAAAUAUAGAGAUCCUGAGCAGUUCCCUCCAAACGACUUCCGUAGGCUGAUCCCGCGGUUCUCGAAGGAGAACUUCCCGAACAUUCUCAAGAUUGCAGAGGGCCUCAAGAAAGUCGGAGAGAAGUACGGCGCUUCAUCUGGCCAGGUCGCUCUUGCUUGGGUACUCGCACAAGGAGAGGACGUCAUCCCUAUCGUUGGCACGACAAAACUCGACAACUUGAAGGAGAACCUGGGCGCACAUGAUGUAAAGCUGAGCCCCGAAGACGUCGCGGAAGUGCGCCGCCUUGCGGACGAGGCGUCGAUUCCUGGCGACCGGUACCCCGCAUUCCUGUUACAGACGCUCUUCGUCGAUACUCCUGCUCUUCAACAAUGA
Messenger RNA from Dichomitus squalens LYAD-421 SS1, 1029 nucleotides. RefSeq names its product Aldo/keto reductase. Gene Ontology annotation, cellular component: cytoplasm. The transcript is spliced from 7 exons. The record is from RefSeq and is a predicted model, not a curated record. The coding region runs from base 1 to 1029 and encodes 342 amino acids. Lineage: Eukaryota; Fungi; Basidiomycota; Agaricomycetes; Polyporales; Polyporaceae.